Molecule: messenger RNA, 1305 nt
Organism: Lycium barbarum (goji berry)
Lineage: Eukaryota; Viridiplantae; Streptophyta; Magnoliopsida; Solanales; Solanaceae
Exons: 3
Coding region: 1-1305 (434 amino acids)
Source: RefSeq, a predicted model, not a curated record
AUGGGAGUUAGGGUGUGUGUUGAGCUUAAGAGGGAAAAAAGUGUUUUGGGGAUGUAUCCAUUGUGCGUUAGUAUUACAGAUAAUGAUGUUGAGGAGAUUGCAACUGGUGAGUGUGUUUUUAGAGACGAUGUGCUUCAACUUGGAUACGAUGAUAAUUUGGAGUAUAUGGCUGCGUAUGAUUCGAAUGAAUUUGAUCUGUCAAAUUGUGGAAAGGCUGUUGUAUUUUUAGAUGAGGACAACAAAUUGAUUAUUUCCAACGCAGAACAGAAGGACAUUUUUGUAAAUCAAAUUUACAAGGAUAAGGAUACAUUGAAAUUGGUAAUGGCGAAUUAUGCUAUCCGAGAACGAUUCAACUUCAAAACUGAGAGAUCAAAUGCUAUAAGCUAUACAAUCGUAUGUAUGUCACCUGAAUGUGAAUGGAAAUUACGAGCGUCAAGUGUUGAAAAAUCUGAACUGUUCAGAAUUAGGUAUUUCCAUGACGAACAGACAUGCCCUUUGAAGGACAAGGUAUAUUCACAGAGGCAAGCAACAAGUUGGUUUAUUGGGGAAUCGGUUGUUAAGCCGAAAAUAGCGAACCACAAGAGGAAAGUCAGCCCUGGGGAUAUAAUGGACGACGUAAAAAAUGAAUUCGGCGUAGAUGUUUCUUACAUGCUGGCCUGGAGAGCUAGAGAAAAAGCUAUGCAUGAUUUGAGGGGGGAUCCUGCUGCUUCAUACAAUAAAUUUCCGGCAUAUGUGUAUAUCCUAGAUAAAACAUAUCCUGGAUCAUAUGUUAAAAUGCAUAAAUCAUGUGAAACUGAGUUCCUGUAUUUCUUUGUUGCACUCAAAGCAUUCAUAAAGGGAUUCGAGUGUUGUAGAUCAAUAGUGAUAGUGGAUGGUGCACACCUUAAAAACACGUAUAAUGGUACAUUUGUAUCCGCAAGUACUUUGGAUGGUGCAAGUAAUAUUCUACCACUGGCAUAUGGUUUCAUAGAUUCGGAAAAUGAUAAGUCCUGGACUUGGUUCUUUGAGCAGUUCAAGCAAGCUUAUGGUAUUAGGGAUAACAUGUGUGUCGUAUCCGACAGACACGAAAGCAUAAUCAAAGCGGUGUAUCGGGUGUAUCCUACUGUUCCUCAUUUGGCCUGCAUAUGGCAUUUGUGGAAAAAUGUGACUAAGAAAUACAAGUCGAAUGAUGAAGUAUUGAGUCCUGUGUUUUAUUCACUCGCCAAAGCAUACACACAGGAUGAGUUCAAUAAAAUGAUGGAAAAGAUUGAGAAUGUUGAUAUACGAGUAAAGGAAUAUUUGAAUGAUGCUGGAAGGGAGAAAUAG